AUGAAUAUAAAAAUAAUAGUAAUUGGACUUUUUGGUAAUGUUGCACCCAAAACUGUUGAAAAUUUUCGAGCUCUUGCGACUGGUGAAAAAGGCUACGGCUAUAAAGGAUCGAAAUUUCAUCGUGUGAUUAAGGAUUUCAUGAUUCAAGGGGGAGAUUUCACGAAAGGAGAUGGAACAGGUGGUAAAAGCAUUUACGGUGAACGUUUCGCUGAUGAAAAUUUUGAACUUUCACAUUACGGUGCUGGUUGGAUUAGUAUGGCGAAUGCUGGUCCUGAUACAAAUGGAUCGCAGUUUUUCAUCACCACUGUGAAAACACAUUGGUUGGAUGGACGCCAUGUGGUGUUCGGGAAAGUUCUUGAAGGUAUGGACGUCGUCCGAAGAAUAGAGUCAAGUAGAACUGAAGCUGGUGAUAAGCCUGUUAAUGAUGUUGUAAUAGCCGAAUGUGGAGAAAUUGAAAUAUCUGCUCCAUUCGAUGUACCAAAGAAACCCGUAGAUUGA
Molecule: messenger RNA, 498 nt
Organism: Dracunculus medinensis (Guinea worm)
Lineage: Eukaryota; Metazoa; Nematoda; Chromadorea; Rhabditida; Dracunculidae
Source: the annotation of a GenBank genome assembly